AUGAGCAUAGUACAUCCGUGGAUGAUUUGCUUCGAUCUUCCCAUGCCUCAUGAGGUCUUUGAUCUCUUGAGCAUGGAGAUUCUUGGUCUGACAAAAUUUGGGAUAGAUACACCAGGUUCAGUGACUAUAACAUUUUCAAACCUGAGAAGAAUAUCUUAUCUCUUCGACAAGUUCCAAGAUUGUGGUGGGUUUAGAAAGCAACUUGGUAAAGGAAAAGGAGAGGCAAAGCUGAUUGUGAACUCCGAGAAGAAGGAAAGAAUGGUCCACAAUGCUAAAGAGCAGAUUUUGAGAGCAAAAUUUUUUUUAUGGAUACUGGAAUUCGUAUGGGAUUAG
Messenger RNA from Porites evermanni, 333 nucleotides. Lineage: Eukaryota; Metazoa; Cnidaria; Anthozoa; Scleractinia; Poritidae. The record is from the annotation of a GenBank genome assembly.